Messenger RNA from Penicillium taxi, 4974 nucleotides. RefSeq names its product DNA-directed DNA polymerase zeta catalytic subunit REV3. The coding region runs from base 1 to 4974 and encodes 1657 amino acids. NCBI's taxonomy places the organism in Eukaryota, Fungi, Ascomycota, Eurotiomycetes, Eurotiales, Aspergillaceae. The record is from RefSeq and is a predicted model, not a curated record. Gene Ontology annotation, biological process: error-prone translesion synthesis; double-strand break repair via homologous recombination. Gene Ontology annotation, molecular function: DNA-directed DNA polymerase activity; DNA binding; nucleotide binding. The transcript is spliced from 2 exons. Gene Ontology annotation, cellular component: nucleus; zeta DNA polymerase complex.
AUGGAGCCCUUUUGUGUUCGCCUCAACUGCAUUGAUCAUUACCAGGCGACCGCGUCGGCGCUAGAUCCUCCGCUGCCCUUUGGAGAUGGCGUAUUGGAUAAGAAAUUCAAGCCCAAAGUGCCUGUGGUACGAGUGUUUGGUGCGACUGAAACUGGCCAACGAGUCUGUGCGCAUAUACAUGGCGCAUUUCCUUACCUCUAUAUCGAAUACAACGGGUCUUUGGAACCAGAGGCCGUAAACUCUGCAAUAAGUACCAUCCACCUGUCGAUUGACCAUGCUUUGGCUGUCAGUUAUCGGCGGAAUGCCUACGAUAAAAGGACCGCGUUCGUCGCGCAUAUUAGUCUGGUCAAAGGAAUUCCAUUCUACGGCUACCAUGUUGGCUACCGAUUCUUCUUUAAGAUUUAUCUUUUCAAUCCCCUCUACAUUAAUCGCCUUGCCGACCUAUUGCACCAAGGAGCUGUGAUGAAACGGCCGUUGCAGCCCUACGAAAGUCACAUGCAGUAUGUUCCACAAUUUAUGAGCGACUACAACUUGUUUGGGUGUACAUACAUGAACUGCAGCAAAGUCCAAUUCCGUGGACCAGUCCCAGAGUGGCUUGAGCUCAGUAAUCUUGAUCAUCGGUGGCACGACCGCUCUAUCAACCCCGAUAGCAUAUCUGAUGAUCCGGCCCUUCAAAAACAAAGUCACUGCCCUCUAGAGGUAGAUAUUUGCGUGCAAGAUAUUUUAAAUCGACUUGAAAUCUCGGAACGAUCGCUGCAUCAUGACUUUACGGAAUUACUACGACCGGCUGCUGUUAACGAGCGGCUGGUUCCCAGUAUGGCGGGAUUGUGGAAGGAUGAGACAAGGAGACGUAAGAAAUUGAUAGGAAUCACUGACCCUGGAAGUACUCCAUUUGGCCCGGAGGAAUUGAUAUCAAUGUCCGCCGACCCCAGAAACGAGGCUAAGGGAGGCUGGAUACACGAGGAUGAAUUCCAAGACAUGGCUUUUCAGAUGGCCGCUGAUGAGAGACGUACCGACAACGAACAGAAUAUUUCUUUCGAUACAUUCCUACAUGUUGACCAACAUGCAAAAAGUGUUAAGACAGCUUUGAGUAGUGUGGAGGAUUUUUUCCCAAACAGAAUAGAUGAUGACCGAAACUUGAAGCCUGAUGAGACGGCUGAGAUUUUGGUGGACGAGCAAAUCGCUUUACCUUCUCAACCUGAUGCUCAAUCUUCGAAUCAGCUGGAUGAUAUAUCAGAGGAUCUUGUCAAUGAAUUAAAACCUGCAGAAAGAGUUGCAGUGGAUGAAAGCUUCAACGAUGAUAUUUUCGAUGAUCUUUCUCAGCCAGAUGUAGCUACUAUGAGGCCAGAUAUUCGGCAUGAAGAGGGAUUAGCUGUGAAUUAUACACGCGAACCUGACAUGAAACGAGCAUCCCCUGUGGAUGCUGAUCCCAUAUCACUGCCAGUGAAAAAGCCGAGGUUCUGGAGCGAUGUGCCACCCAGUGUGUCGAAUAAUUUGUCCGAAAAAAACGGGUUUUCCGAACAUGAAGAUGGGAAAAAGGAGGAGACCAGGAGCCAAAAUCUCGAACUUCCAUCAUCUCAAUCAAGAUCAAUGUCAUCCCAAUCGUCCCAGAAAACAAUUCGGCCCAAGGCGCACGCGCCAAACAGAAUCAGUUUUCCGGUGGUGAAAGAAUCCCACGACCCAUCAACGAUCAAGCGAUUCAGUCAAGAUGGAUAUUCUGAAAAGUCGGAUCUGGGGUUAUCUCAACUCAUGCCCAGCUCAUUCCCUUCGGAAUCGGUGACAAGCGAACUUGGUAAUGACAGUGGAGCUGCAUGUUCUUUAACACCCACCACAUUUGCCCUAGAUCCACACGUCACUGAGGUGAAACGAAAAAUCUAUGGAGCAUUUAACAUCCCAAGGCAUAAAUCUUUGAAUGUUCUUCGGUUCCCCAGCCCUCGAUUAAAUGAGGUGGAAUCGACUAUGCAUGACUUUGGAAGACCAUCUGUUGUGUAUCAGAAUGCCUUUUACAGCGAAAAAACUGACGUGCCCGAAUGGCCCAGAGAAUAUGGCGGUCGAGAGUUUCGACUGGAAAGCGACACUAUCCACUAUCUUCCUGAGUUUGAUCCAUCGGCUUCGCUGCCUGCAAUGUUUGGCGCUCAUGACCCAAUUAUCUUUGACCGGGAACGACAGGAAAGAAUAGAUCAGGAAUCAAGAAGGUCAUGCACUGCCAAGUUGUGGGAGUUUGCACCAGUGCCUCCAUGUAGAUCCGAGGUCAUCGACUGGUUCGAAAAACUUGAAGUGUCGCCGAAGCGCUCUAUCAACAAACUCAGCGUCCAAUUACCAGAAGAAAGACAGGAGGCGAUGUCACAGAUCGAAGGCCCGACGCAGAAAAACGCUUAUGGUAUUACUCAUUCACAGAAGAUCAAGAAAACUGGCGUGGAACACCAGUCCUUGUCCAUGAGCACAAUGAGCUUAGAGUUACAUGUCAAUACCCGCGGAACCCUACUGGCUAAUCCUGCUGAGGAUGAGAUAUCUUGUCUAUUCUGGUGUAUUCAGUCAGAAGAUGGCGAUCUGGAGGUCAACAGUCAUCUUCCUGGUGUUCAUGUUGGAAUGAUCUAUCAGGGCGAAGAACCGAGACCCGAGGCGAAAAUCUCAAAGGCUUUGAGAAUCGAGAUUGAACAUGAGCCUACAGAAUUGGAUUUGAUCAACCGACUGGUUGAUAUUGUCCGCUUCAAUGAUCCGGAUAUCAUUACAGGCUACGAAGUCCACAACGCUUCGUGGGGCUAUUUAAUUGAGCGGGCGAAGAAAAAAUACGACUUCGACCUGUGCGAAGAGCUUUCUAGGGUGAAAUCACAGUCUCAUGGCAAGUUUGGUAAAGAUGACGACCGUUGGGGGUCGGAUCAUACCGCCUCAAUUCAGUUGACUGGACGGCACAUAAUCAACAUUUGGCGUGCUAUGAGAGGUGACGUCAGCAGCUUGUUGCAAUAUACAAUGGAGAAUGUUGUGUUUCACCUGCUUCAUCGUCGGAUUCCCCACUAUUCUCAUCGUGAUCUGACUAAAUGGUAUCAGAGCGGAAAACCAUCCAAUAUCUUCAGGGUUGUGGAGUACUUCACUUCGCGCGUGCAGUUGAACCUGGAAAUCCUUGAAGCCAAUGAGUUAGUCCCACGAACAAGCGAGCAGGCAAGACUGCUAGGUAUUGACUUCUCGUCCGUCUACUAUCGUGGAUCUCAGUUUAAAGUAGAGUCUUUGAUGUUUCGAAUAGCCAAACCAGAGAACUUUAUCCUUGUGUCUCCAAGCAGGAGGCAGGUCGGGCAGCAGAACGCCCUGGAAUGUCUACCACUUGUCAUGGAACCACAGAGUGACUUUUACACGAGUCCGGUUGUGGUUCUUGACUUUCAAUCACUAUAUCCAAGCGUAAUGAUCGCCUAUAACUACUGCUAUUCAACAUUUCUUGGAAGAGCAGCUCCCUGGCGAGGUCGAGACAAGAUGGGUUUCUUGGAUUACAAACGACAAACAAGGUUACUGGAGCUGCUGCAAGGCAAGAUAAAUAUUGCACCAAAUGGCAUGAUGUAUGCCAAGCAAGAAGUGCGCAAGUCACUGUUGGCGAAAAUGCUAACGGAACUUCUUGAGACUCGCGUGAUGGUAAAAAGUGGCAUGAAGACGGAAAAGGAUGACAAGAUGCUACAACGAUUGUUGAACAACCGUCAACUAGCGCUCAAAUUGACAGCGAACGUUACAUACGGAUACACCUCUGCAUCAUUCUCUGGUAGAAUGCCAUGCUCCGAGAUCGCAGACAGUAUCGUGCAGACUGGGCGUGAGACGCUUGAGAAGGCAAUUGCUCUAAUCCACUCAGUAGAGAGAUGGGGUGCUGAAGUUGUCUAUGGAGACACAGACAGUCUGUUUAUCCAUCUUAAGGGCCGCACCCGCAAUCAAGCGUUUGACAUAGGCGAAGAGAUUGCCAAAGCGGUAACAGACACGAACCCGCGUCCAGUGAAGCUCAAAUUUGAGAAAGUGUACCACCCGUGUGUUCUGCUUGCCAAGAAACGAUAUGUUGGUUUCAAAUAUGAGCAUCGUAAUCAAAAAGAACCAGAUUUCGACGCCAAGGGGAUUGAAACCGUUCGCCGCGAUGGUACACCCGCAGAGCAGAAGAUUGAAGAGAAAGCCAUCAAACUCCUCUUCCGCACUGCGGACCUUAGCCAGGUAAAAUCCUACUUCCAGCGACAAUGCAGCAAGAUCAUGCAAGGCCGGGUCUCAAUUCAAGACUUUUGUUUCGCUCGUGAGGUCCGUCUAGGCACCUACAGCGAUCGUGGUACACUCCCAGCCGGGGCAAUGAUAAGCACCAAACGCAUGAUCGAGGAUCCACGUUCAGAGCCACAGACUGGUGAACGUGUUCCCUACAUCGUGAUCACCGGUGCCCCGGGAUCAAGAUUAAUCGAUCGGUGUGUUGCACCCGAGACACUCCUUAAAGAUGCCCAGAUUGACCUGGACGCCGAAUACUACAUCACUAAAAACAUUAUUCCACCUCUUGAACGGAUCUUCAGUCUAGUCGGUGCAAAUGUUCGGCAAUGGUAUGAUGAGAUGCCCAAGUUCCAGCGUAUCCGUCUUGUCGCGGGGUCUUCGUCCCUAGGCAGGGAAUUUAGAAUGACUAAAAAGACGCUGGAGUCUUAUAUGCGUUCAUCUUCAUGCGUCAUUUGCAGGGACAAAAUGACUGAUUUGAAAAAUUCCGUGUGUGGGAAUUGUCUCGCGAGCCCCCACACUGCGCUUUUGGAUGUCGUUUCGAAGUUGCAGAGGGCUGAGAAGCGAGUUGUUGAUCUUGAGGCGGUCUGUCGGUCCUGCAUGGGGGCUUCUGUAGUCGAUGAGGUUAGUUGUGAUAGCAUGGAUUGCCCUGUGUUUUAUGCUCGAACCCGAGAUACAGCGAAGUGGCGACAUUCAAAGGCUGUUUUGGAGCCUGUUAUAGAUCAAUUGGAGAAGAAGGGCGAUGAAGGAUUAUACUAA